Molecule: messenger RNA, 399 nt
Organism: Purpureocillium takamizusanense
Lineage: Eukaryota; Fungi; Ascomycota; Sordariomycetes; Hypocreales; Ophiocordycipitaceae
Exons: 1
Coding region: 1-399 (132 amino acids)
Source: RefSeq, a predicted model, not a curated record
AUGUGUUACUUCGAGCUGCAGCUCCUCUUCUGCCCCUGCGACAAGGGCGUGGCGUGCGUUAUGAAGCACAUGGGCACCAAGGUCGUGCGCGGGCGAAUCGUGCACAUGGUCGGCAGGACGUGGUGUCCCCAGGAACAGGCAUUCCUGCCGCGCACAGUCGCCAAACCCUGCCAGGAAGUCAUGGCCAAGGGCGCCGUCCUGGGCCAGAGGGAGUGCCCCAAGUCCCCACCCGACGGCGAGUUCGACGUCACCACCAACUACGUGGCGGAGACUAAGUGUAAGGACUGCACGGUCAGGUGCAUCGAGCUGCGCAAGAGCGAGCGGUUGGCGGCGCGGAAUGCGCGAAAGACGUCCGGCGGCGCGGCGGGAGCGGAGCCGAAGACGGCUGGGAAGGCGUAG